This is a messenger RNA of Trichosurus vulpecula (common brushtail), 843 nucleotides long. It is a transcript of the gene SAMD7, whose product is annotated as sterile alpha motif domain containing 7. The record is from RefSeq and is a predicted model, not a curated record. The coding region runs from base 1 to 843 and encodes 280 amino acids. NCBI's taxonomy places the organism in Eukaryota, Metazoa, Chordata, Mammalia, Diprotodontia, Phalangeridae. The transcript is spliced from 7 exons. Gene Ontology annotation, molecular function: protein binding.
AUGAGAAAUCCUGUGAUGACUGUCAACCCACCUUUGAUAGGGUCGGGACCACAGAGAAUCCAAUCUGUUCCCCCACAAUUUGAAGCUCGGUUUAUGGACAGAGAUUCGUUGCCUUCUGUUGACAUGAUGGCUCCACCUGACCCCAGACAAAUCCACAUCCCUUCCCGCUUGGGAGCAUCAGUUCCACCUCAUGUGAAUAUGCCCCACAUUCUGUCUAACACCGUCUACCCAGGAUACAGCUUUCUGCAGCCUGAAUCCGUGGAAGCAGUGGCCAGAAGGCAAGAGUUGGUGCAGAAACAGAAUCUAGUCAGGAGUUCCAAAAACCAAGAAGAAGACAGAAAUUCAGAUCAGACUCUCACAAUUUCAGCUGCAGAAAAAGAGGAUAAGAAAGACCUUGACAUUGAACCACACCCUAAAUAUGAGCCAAGCCAAAGUGAUGGGGAGCCCACCAUUAUGCCCACCAAGAGUUUCAAGGAACACAAGCACAGCCCCCCAAAACCCUGUGAAGAACAUGAUUGGUCCAUUGAAACAAACAACAGCGGUGGAACAAGUGACCUAUUUUUAAAUGGGGAAGAUCUUUCUUCUGUUGAAGAUAUUCGGAAAUGGGCUGUGGAUGAUGUGUAUGACUUCAUUACUGGGCUCCCAGGUUGUUCAGACUAUGCGCAGAUAUUUAGAGACCAUGCAAUUGAUGGUGAAACCUUGCCUUUGCUCACAGAGGAGCAUCUUUUGGAUACUAUGGGCUUAAAACUUGGACCAGCCCUUAAAAUUCGUUCUCAGGUGUCUGGCAUCUUGUGGCAGCACUUGGUACUGUCUCUAUGUGGCAAGGGGUCAGUGUUUGAGUAA